This is a messenger RNA of Neomonachus schauinslandi (Hawaiian monk seal), 420 nucleotides long. RefSeq names its product gastrin releasing peptide (gene GRP). Gene Ontology annotation, biological process: neuropeptide signaling pathway. The record is from RefSeq and is a predicted model, not a curated record. Gene Ontology annotation, molecular function: neuropeptide hormone activity. Bases 1 to 420 code for a protein of 139 amino acids. NCBI's taxonomy places the organism in Eukaryota, Metazoa, Chordata, Mammalia, Carnivora, Phocidae. The transcript is spliced from 3 exons.
AUGCGCGGCCGCGAGCUCCCUCUCGUCCUGCUGGCGCUGGUCCUCUGCCAGGCGCCCCGGGGGCCGGCCGCCCCGGUGCCCGCGGGCGCAGGGACCGUGCUGGACAAGAUGUACCCCCGCGGCAACCACUGGGCGGUGGGGCACUUAAUGGGGAAAAAGAGCACAGGAGAGUCCCCAUAUGUUUAUGAGGGAAGGAGCCUGCUGCAGCAGCUGCAAGAAUACAUGCGGUGGGAAGAAGCUGCAAGGAAUUUGCUAAGCCUCCUAGAAGCAAAGGGGACCAGAAGCCAUCAGUCAUCUCCCCCAUCUGCUUGGGAUUACCAGGAUGACAGCAACUUUAAAAUCCUAGGUUCAAAACCUAAAGUUGGUGGACUCUCUGCUCCAGGUUCUCAACGAGAGGGAAGGAACCCCCAGCUGAACUAA